This is a messenger RNA of Cornus florida, 2662 nucleotides long. Its product is annotated as pentatricopeptide repeat-containing protein At3g14580, mitochondrial-like. The record is from RefSeq and is a predicted model, not a curated record. Lineage: Eukaryota; Viridiplantae; Streptophyta; Magnoliopsida; Cornales; Cornaceae. The transcript has a single exon. Bases 656 to 1402 code for a protein of 248 amino acids. Gene Ontology annotation, molecular function: protein binding.
UCCUCUACACAACUCUGCUCUCUCUCUCUCGUCUAAGUCCUAGCUUCUAUCUCUGCUCUCUCUCUCUCUCGUCGAAGCCCUAUCUUUCUCUCUUGCUCUCUCUUUUUAGACGAAGAAGAUGCGGACAAGAUGAUGUUGUAGAUUCGAUAUAGUCUCCCUAUUCGAGUUAUCUCUUUGGUACGCCUCUCUAUUCAAGUUCUCUUUCUGGUUUGGACACGACAAACAACCAUUUGGAGCCAUAAUUUCUUCGAAUUUCAAACGGCUAUAUACCUCAAUUUGGAGCAAAAAAUCAAGGUUCUCUAUCUCUUUCUAUAUAUGUAUCUAUUAGUUUUGAUUUUUUUAUUAAGAGUAGUUUUAUUUAAUUUUUUUUUUUUGGGGUCUUUCUGUAGUUUUUUUUUAUGCAAAUUCAUAUUUUAGGGUUUCAUAAUUGCAAGUGAAAUUGCAGAUUUGGAAAAACUUAGGAACAAAAUAGCCAAGCGAGUUGAGAAGCUUUCCAUUAAGGGUUCUGUCCCAACACCAUCUCCUUCUGGGAACUCCAUUGGAGCUAUCGAUCUGAAUGUUCCUAUCCUAAUUUAUUUACACAAUAUAUGUUCAUUUCAAUUUCUUAUUUAAAAAAGAAAAAAAAGAGCCUUGUGUUGUCUCAUGUACGAGAGAAAUGUCUCGCAUUCUUAGGAAAGCUAGUGAUACAGUGACCCUGUUUUUCAUUGUCAAACAUUGGAUGAAUUCAAGUUCGACUGUUGGUCGUAGUACCAAAAUUCACCAACCAAUGUUUCGAUCUUCAUUGGCUUACCCAACUCGAAUCCGAUCAGUCCAUUCUUCUUCGUUUUCUUCAACUAGGUCACAUCUAGAUUCUGAUAAUCUCAACAUACUCAACCACAAAGACUGGUUGUCUCCAAAUGAGGUUUUGAAGAUCUUCCAAACCCUAAAAGACCCCAACUCAGUGAUCACUGUAUUGAACCAACUCUCAAAGCGCAAGGACUAUAAACCCAACGAAGCUCUUUACUCUACACUGAUCAGCAAGCUUGCACUGGCCAAGAACUUUGAUGGCAUUGAGGAUGUCAUGAAAAGAAUCAAAACCGAAAAAAGUUGCAGACUUUCUGAUGAUUUUUUGUAUAAUGUGAUCAAAAUCUAUGGCAAUGUUGCAGGUCGUAUAAACAGAGCAACCGAGACCCUUUUCGAUAUGCCCAACUAUAACUAUUGGCCUAUGGUGAAAACUUUUAAUUUCAUGUUGAAUUUGCUUCUAAACUCGAAGCAAUUUGAUAUUAUUCAUGAAGUUUAUAUGGGUGCUUCUCAAUUGGGCGUCGAGAUUGAUGCUUGUUGUUUGAAUAUCAUCAUUAAAGGGUUGUGUGAAUGUGGGGAUCUAAAUACUGCAUUCUGCUUGCUCAAUGAAUUUCCUAAAUAGGGUUGUAGGCCAAAUGAGAGAACAUACUCAACGCUAAUGCAUGGGCUAUGUGGCCAUGGUCGGAUUGAAGAAGCAUUUGGGUUGUUUGAGAGGAUGGAGAGGGAGGGUAUAGAACCAGAUACAAUCACAUUUAACAAAUUGAUUUCGGGACUUAGGAAACAAGGGAGAGUGAAAGAGGGCAUUAAGCUUUUGGAUAAAAUGAGGCUUAAAAGGUGUAACCCAAAUCCAGGAACUUAUCAGGAGGUCUUGUAUGGUUUGCUUGGUACCAAGAAGUUCGUCAAGGCAAAGGAAUUCAUCGGUCGAAUGUUUUCUCAAAGUGUUAGUCCUAGUUUUGAGUCUUACAAGUUGAUGAUACAUGGGCUGUGUAAGCGAAAUCUACUGGAAGAUGUUGAUUGGGUACUGAAGCAACUGGUGUGGCAUGGUUUUGUACCCAAGAUGGGAAUGUGGAGGUAGAUUGUUCAGUGCGUGUUCUCAAAGAAGAGCAGUUGUAACAGUAUUUCUUAUGAAAAAUAUGUUGGGAACUGGCCUAUUUGAAACAUCUAAUCGUCGAACUAUGCUGUGGUCCAUGACAUAAUUGGGAAGCACAAUAUAUGGAAAAACAUUGAACUCACCCUUUGAUCAAUUUACAAAACCAGAAGACACACAGAAUUUGUUUGACUUAACUAUAUAUCAGAGGCAAUGAACAAGACACCAUCACAACUUUUACUUGAUUUGACUGAGCCGUUUCCAUCAAACUUGCAGAAGGAGUCCAGUGAUGCCCUAGUCUGGAGAAUGCUUGCAAAGAUGUGCCAAGUAUCUACAGGCUACAAAAUUUCUUUUGCUCUCCUCUAUAAACAUCGUCUAGCUUGCUUCAAUUUUGGCACAAUAUAUGCAUCAACCACAUCUAAAACUGAGGUGCCUGCAGGCUGUAUCACAUGGAAACAGAAUAAUUUGAUCUUUUACUCCCAAGAAGGGCUGCAAUCUGCACGAGGGCUAGUCAAAGAAUGCUUCUUCAAGUUAUGUCUUUGCUUUGAGGGAGUCUACAUAUUUCAUCUAAAGAAUCAGUAGGAGAGACUUCAAUACAACAUCCAUUUAAUCAAUUAGCUUGUUGGAUAUCAGAUGAACGAACUAUGCUUUUGUUAUGUUCAGGGCAGUACGGUUCUAGAUGAAUGGACAUGAGAGGGACUUAUAUAGAAAGGAGUUUGAGAGCUCUCUAUCUCAAGAAUGUGGCCAACACUCAUCUAUGUUACAAUUAUUUGAGCUUCACAAUGUUUUCAUUAA